Molecule: messenger RNA, 843 nt
Organism: Paecilomyces variotii
Lineage: Eukaryota; Fungi; Ascomycota; Eurotiomycetes; Eurotiales; Thermoascaceae
Product: prohibitin
Exons: 2
Coding region: 1-843 (280 amino acids)
Biological process (GO): mitochondrion organization
Cellular component (GO): mitochondrion; membrane
Source: RefSeq, a predicted model, not a curated record
AUGGCGGCCAACGCUCUCUACAAUGUCUACAAGUGGGUGAUCCCCGCCACCGGUGGCGUCUGGCUCAUCCAGAACUCCAUGUACGAUGUUAAGGGCGGUUCGCGCGCCGUCAUCUUCGACCGGAUGUCGGGUGUGCAGGAGAAGGUUGUCAACGAGGGUACACAUUUCCUGGUUCCUUGGCUGCAGAAGGCAAUCGUCUACGAUGUGCGGACGAAGCCUCGAAACAUCUCCACGACGACGGGGAGUAAGGACUUGCAGAUGGUCAGCCUCACUCUGCGAGUGCUUCAUCGACCAGAAGUUCCCAAGCUUCCUCAGAUCUAUCAGUCCUAUGGUACAGACUAUGACGAGCGUGUUCUGCCUUCGAUCGGAAACGAAGUCCUGAAAGCCAUCGUCGCUCAAUUCGACGCCGCCGAACUCAUCACCCAGCGUGAAGCCGUCUCGAACCGCAUCCGCACCGAGCUGAUGCGCCGUGCGCAGCAGUUCAACAUCGCCCUGGAGGACGUUUCCAUCACGCACAUGACCUUCGGCCGCGAGUUCACCCGUGCUGUCGAACAGAAGCAGAUCGCACAGCAGGACGCCGAGCGGGCACGCUUCAUCGUCGAGAAGGCUGAGCAGGAGCGUCAGGCCAACGUUAUCCGCGCAGAGGGAGAGGCUGAGAGUGCCGACAUCAUCAGCAAGGCUGUUGCCAAGGCCGGAGAUGGCCUGAUCCAGAUCCGUCGUAUCGAUGCCAGCAAGGAGAUCGCCGCGACGUUGGCUCAGAACCCGAACGUUACCUACCUUCCAGGCGGAGAGAGCAAGGAUGGUGGAAAGAGCACGAGUCUCCUGCUUGGUCUGCGGGGUUAG